AUCUGUUAAUGCUUUUAUUUUGUAUCAGCCUACCGGAAGUUCAACUACUUCAAUCCAGGUAACUUGAUGUAGCGUCUCCGGCCGCCCUGGGCAGAUAAAACCAGGACUGUUGCGCGGCUUGUUUGCUGCGGGAGAGACGUGUUUACUCUCCGCGUCGACAGCCCACACGGACGUAACAGGCAACGCAUUCCCGUCUCUGUUUUCUUUCUGGGCGGCACAUUAACCUCCCGGGACGAUGAAUGGUAAGUCAACGAACGGCUCGUUGGGGGGGAUGGCCUGCAUCGACGGUCUGCCCCCGCUGCCGAAGAGCCUGAGCGGCUUGCUGAACUCGAGCGGCGGCUCCUGGAGAGACAUGGAGAGGAUGUACGUGAAGAAGACUAUGAUCCAGGACGACCUGAGCCGAGGCAGGAGCAACGCCGACAACCUGCUGGCCAACAAGCCGGCCAGCCUCGACGCCGCCCUGGCUCUCCUGCGGAAAGAGAUGGUGGGGUUGCGUCAGCAGGACAUGUCGCUGCUGUGCCAGCUGUGGUCGCUCCACGAGUCCAUCCAGGAUUACAAGGGCAGCUGCCAGGACCUGAGCUCCGCCUCCAGCCUCGGCAUGAUGGAGAACGGCUACUUCGACGAGGACGACGAGGAUUACCCGGAGCCUGGCGCCACUCCCACCGGGGAGCAGCCGGAAGGAGCGAUCGGAGACGGGACGCCAAAGAACGGGAGCGGCAUCGGCAAAGACGACAGCUGGGACUCCUUUCACAUCACCAUCUGAGGCCUCGCCUUCAGCAUACCGUUUCUUCUGCAGAUGGAUACAUAUUUGGGGGGGGGGGUAAAAGACUCGAGUUUCUGGAAACCUUGUGGCUCCCCACGAAGGAACCAGUUAGUUCGAGGUCGCAGUUUAUGGGACGCCACACUAGACUCAGUCCAGCUCCUCCUCAGGUGAAACGCGCCCCUGCUUGUGCUGCAGAAGUGUUUUUGUUUAUUUUGAAUGUUUUGCAGCGUGACCGGGAGCUCCCUCGGGAGCUGGUUGUUUGGACACGCCGCUUGUUGACGCCCUCUCAAACUCAGCAGUUGAGAUGGAUUGUAAUCCAGGACUCCAUCUACACUAUACAUUAGGAAAUAUAUAUAUAUAUAGUUCUUUUUAUUUAAAAAAAGCUCUGUGGCUGCUGCUUAUAUAUAUCAAGUGGUUUUGCUAGCCCUUUUUUUCAUGAAAAAAUUAUGAACAAAGUUGUAUUAUUUAUUAUAUAAUAUAAAUAUCAAGCUAUUUAGUUUUCUGGUGCUUUCAAUGGAGGUCUAGUACCGCAACUCUACCCAGGUAUCAGGGUGUGUAGACAUUUCGGGUAAAUUGGGACUCAGCAGAUUCUGGACUCGGCAGACUAGCUGCAAAGAGUCGGUCGCCUGCGUGGACACGCUGAAAAAAAAUGGUAAUCAUUAAUUAAUGUUUCCUGGAUCAAAUGUCUGAUUCAGCCAUUACACACAACCAGCGCUGAGACUUUUCUUCUUUUGAUAUUCUCAAAUGCGCGUGGCCGAGGAACCGCGAGUGGCUCGAUGUCGGCUCAGUGACACCGAUGGAGAAGGAGCAGAAACCUAAUUGGCCAGCCAGUUUGGAUGAGCUUUUGCGUGGACGUCCCGCUCAACAGGAUCAUCACCAGGCUGGUCACAGGGGCGUAGUGGGUAUAAAGGGUAGAAUUGGUGUUUUUAAUUGCAGUUUACCUCCAAAAAACGGAAGUAAAUGUGGAGCUUACGAGACACUCCUGGUCACGAACAAGAUUGUAACGGCAAGCGGUUUAACUGGAGACCUCGAUGGGUGUCUGCUGGCGCUUCUGAUUGAAACCCUCCACAAAGACGGCCUUAUUUCAGAAGUCUUGUUUUCUCUUUGCCGUCACCCUCUAUUCUGUGACUGGGUGUUCUUCCUUAUUGAUCUCUUGAACUCCACAGAAAAGCGUUGAGCUGAACCCGUAGCAUGCAGUACCACAUCCCGCCACACGGCUGUUAAAAUGACAUGUCAGCGCCCUUAUGCCGCCGCCUGUUUCGAGGCGUGCGCGUGCCACAAACCAAAGAAAGGGGAGCACUCAAAAAUAAAUGUACUUGGUUUAAGGAGCUGCAAUAAGGCCGUUUCUCCAUCAUGAACUGCUCUUGAAUAGUUACGUUUGACUUCAAAUGUCCAGAACAUGAAGGCACGUGAUGUCGUUACGGUUAUAAACACGGCGUCUCUGUCCUCGGUCAUUUUUCAUCGUGGCGGUGGUUCUGGCCGCGUAACAUUUUGAGACGUUUGUCGCUGAUUGACAAGUGAAAGUCUCCGUUGCGUCAUGUUGGUGUCGGUCAACGGUGAAGUCUCAGCAGCUGUGUGUGUCUCAUCGUGACCUCAUAUCACACGACUACCGACUCGCUUUCAACAUCUUGUGCUGUUAUUGUCCAUCAUGUGAGUUUUCUGAAUGGAACCAGAGGCCUCAACUCUGUCUUUGUGGAACAUCAUGGCGGCGACCAGUCGGGUCGAUCGUCGGCUCACUUUUAUUGGCCGCCGCUCUCCUCGGUCCAAAGGUUUCGGCUAUAAACGUGCGUCUGGAUCUUUCUAAUGUCACCUAUUAAAUUACCUGUUGAGGGUCAGUAAAAAAAAUUAAAAAACACCUGUUAUCACUGCAAACUAAUCUGGAGAAAACUACCGAUGUAACACUUCCGCACAGAGCUGCCCCCCCCCCCCCCCCCGAGUUAUUUAUUGGAUGUCGACACAAUUAGUGCCUUUUGAAAACCUUCCAGGUUUCAGACUGGACGAGAAUAAUAAACCACGGAGCGUUUGUAUCGUUUGACUCGCGUGACACGCACUCGGUGCUUAAUGCUGCUACCUGUAGAACAACCCGCUGCACCCCUCACUGGUAGUGGAUCACCGAUAUGCAGAUCUCAGAGGUGAUUUAAAGGCUGUUCAGAGAUUUUGGAGGUUCACUCUGCUGGUUUUUCUUUGCUCCUUUUUCAUAUUCCUGACGAGGACGCGGCUGUUGGGAAGCGCUCGCAUCCCGGAACGUGUCGCAGCCGUAACAUCCUGCACCUGUUGGUGGUGGUUGUUGCGUUGAAUAUCUCCUCAAAGUAAAUCUGCCCGGUCCGGAUUCAGGUGCUCAGUAUUACAGACACACGGUGCUCCUUGUGAUCCAGCGAUGGAGAGUAAGAAGAAACGUGCUUAAACUUGACCAGCGAGUUGUGCCCCAUAUUGUAACGUAUUGUUGUCGUGUCCCCCCCCCCCCCCCCCACACACACACACACCUACACACACACACACACACAUGUUUUCCUCUUCGUGUUGAUGGAUGUGCAAUGCGGUGAGGUCAUCUCAGGGUAACCUUGAGGCAACAUUUUAUUGUUGUGAUUUGUUCUUUGCCCCUGAUGGAAGAUUAUCAACGGGUAUUUUACUUUGGAGGGAUGUAAAAACAUUGGAACCCGAUUGUGAAUGUGCUCGGUGUGCCGCGUCGCCCUCUCACUGUGCCGCUCUCUUAAGGUCGAGUGGUAGAAGAGACUGACCACAAUAGACCAGAAUGCAAUGCAACCACAAUGACUUGGGGGCGUUUUGACUCCAAUGCUCGUGCUUCACCUCACGGCCCCUACUUUAGUGAAUGUUACUAAGCACUCUGGGACAUGUAGGCAGGGCGGAAUAAGAUGAGCUGCAACAAUGGCCGUGGUCGUCAUAAAAAAAAAUCGUGCUUUUGCCUGCGAAUGCCUCAAAGUCCAAGAGUUUUCCAACUUUUUCUCCAAGCUGGGGUCUUAUCAGGGGAAUCGUAGCAUGUGAAUCAGCCAAGUACAAGUAAUAAACACACCGAUGCUUUUUUACAGCCGAUUAUUCAGAUUGUUAUCCAACUUUUUCUAAUUACUGGCUGCAGUGUUAAAUUCGUUAUAAUCUGAGAAUGAAAUGUCUGACUUUGUAUUUAUACUGUAUCAUUCAUCAUAAUCAUUUAUUAAAUCACUAUUAGUGGGAAAGAA
This is a messenger RNA of Pseudoliparis swirei, 3957 nucleotides long. RefSeq names its product family with sequence similarity 89 member A (gene fam89a). The transcript has 2 exons. The record is from RefSeq and is a predicted model, not a curated record. Bases 236 to 763 code for a protein of 175 amino acids. NCBI's taxonomy places the organism in Eukaryota, Metazoa, Chordata, Actinopteri, Perciformes, Liparidae.